This is a messenger RNA of Drosophila rhopaloa, 1488 nucleotides long. Its product is annotated as probable G-protein coupled receptor Mth-like 6. Lineage: Eukaryota; Metazoa; Arthropoda; Insecta; Diptera; Drosophilidae. Gene Ontology annotation, molecular function: G protein-coupled receptor activity. The transcript is spliced from 7 exons. Gene Ontology annotation, biological process: cell surface receptor signaling pathway. Gene Ontology annotation, cellular component: membrane. The record is from RefSeq and is a predicted model, not a curated record. The coding region runs from base 1 to 1488 and encodes 495 amino acids.
AUGGGUCUGCAAUUGUUCCAUAUAGUUAUUGUGCUACAGACUCUAAAUAAAGCCUGGGGAUCUAUUCCUGGGUGCAAUUACUCGGACACUGUGGAUAUACGACAUAUUCCACUGCAUAAUGGAACCUACAAUUACCAAGGUCUCGAUAUACCCGUCCACUUGACGGGAAUGUAUAAUUUUGAGCAGCUUAUGGGCGGAUACCAGGUCCGGGUGAAAAGUCAUCUAAGAGCCUGUGUCUGCAAACUGAGACCUUGUGUUCGGGUCUGCUGCCCCCGAAAUCAAAUAUCGGAGAAUGGCGAGUGCGGUGAUAAAGUGAGGAUGGAACUUGCUGAGCUCCAACCAUAUGUGACUAAGUCCCGUAUCGUACAAAGUGAUCGGUUCGGAUUUUGCGACGAGUUCUUUGAAAUGACGUAUGAUGAGCUCAUAAUGUUCGAGGAUGGAAAUUUUGGAAUUCAAUCCCAAAACUGGACCAUGAACAAAGACUCUUUCUGCCUCUAUGUCAAUCACUUUUCCUCCGACCUUUCAAAGCGCGUAUUUGUUGUUCGACACAAGUGCCAUGAAAAUCAAAAUUGGCAGGAAGCGAAGCUAGAGAUUAUUAUCGUCGUGGCUUCGUCAAUAUGCAGUAUUCUUACGAUCACAGUGUAUUUUAUAAAUAGGAAUCGGAAUCUGAACUUUGUCUGCUAUUUAAUUUGCAUGUUCAUACACCAUAUCAUGUGGAUUGUGACUAGAUAUGGGAAUUUAGUAAAUGAGGCUUGCACCAUAGCAGGUUACACCAGAUAUUUCUUUGCAGUCGGUUCAAUUCUCUGGCUUGUUGUUGUUAGCCACCAAAUAAAAAAAGCAUUGAUGUCGAUGGGUCUUCAUGAUCCUCGUUAUCGUUUCCGGGUCUACUCCGUCUAUGUUUGGGUUUCAACGGCUUUCCUGACCGGUGUCCUAAUUGUGACAGAUCGGAUGUGGGGCAAUGAUUUGACUAAGCUUGAAUGGACACCUUCUGUUGGCUUCAUUCAGUGCUGGCUGUAUCCUUAUAACUGGGGUAUAUUUAUUUAUUUCGUUGGACCCAUACUGUUCCUAAACAUCUUCGAUGGGAUAAGGCUUAGCCUUACAAUUAAACACGUGGUGAAAACGAACAAAAACGUGAAAAAGUCAAUUGCUAAGCUCAGUUCGGCAAGGCAAACAUACCUAUAUAUUCUGCGAAUCUAUGUCAUGAUGGGCGUAUCAUGGAUCCUGGAUCUACUUCCCUACUUUUUUCGAGACAACGUAGUUUUGCAAAAGAUUUUUUGGAUUGCCUAUUACUACCAUUUGUCCAUGGGUAUAGUAAUUUUUGUGCUAUUUGUUUUGAAGCGUAGCACACUGCGGAUUCUCAUUAAAAGGCCGGCCGCUCCGCGCUCCUUCUUCCCUGGUUCACUGGAUGAGUAUGAGGACGUGCAUGUGGAUGUCGAUGAAAGCGAGAAUGAGGAUGAGGAUGCCCCGGCGGCAGGAUGUGAGCUCUAA